Molecule: messenger RNA, 2456 nt
Organism: Paramisgurnus dabryanus
Lineage: Eukaryota; Metazoa; Chordata; Actinopteri; Cypriniformes; Cobitidae
Gene: hmga1b
Product: high mobility group AT-hook 1b
Biological process (GO): regulation of DNA-templated transcription
Cellular component (GO): nucleus; chromatin
Molecular function (GO): DNA binding; transcription coregulator activity
Source: RefSeq, a predicted model, not a curated record
CCCGCAUCAACCUGCGCCUCAUCCUGAUCCGCUAUUGGCCUUUUAUUCUAGUGACACGGCUGAUAUUCCUGAAUCCGAUUUAAUCCCAUCUGUAUCCUUCGGUAAGGACAGAGUUAAUUUUUUCGUUUUCUAAUCGUAAACGUCGAUUUGCUUUGGAUUCAGACUGCGGUUUAUUGGCAGACCGUCGAUUGCGCUUUAAUUCAAUCCGCAGACAUCGCGCACGGGAGGUGGGGUCACCGAAAACAGAGCAUUUCCUUUCGGUCGUUUAAGUGCAUUUCUUUUGGAAGUAUACAAACAUGAGCGACUCAGAGAAACAAACAGUCUCUCUUAAAGAAAAAGAUGGGAUUGAGAAAAGAGGGCGAGGAAGACCAAGAAAGCAUCCCAAGGAGUCAAGUGGAUCACCAACUCCAAAGAGGUCCAGAGGGCGACCAAAGGGGAGCAAAAACAAGGGGCCUCCCAAAAAAGUGCAGAAAGCAUCCGAUUCUGCUGGGGACAAACGGAAAGGGAGGCCUAAAAAAGAGGAAAAAGAAAAAGAGUCUCCUCAGGAUUCGUCUGAAGAUGUGGAAGAAGACGAUGAGGAGGAGCAGUAACUAUCCAACCAGAGCCCUACCUCAUACUCAACAAACUCAACUAACUACCCGUCUUCUAUCCAGCCCGUGAAUAACAUGGAUUGUCAUUCACGUCUUUCUGCAACACAAAAGGACAGUAAUGUUUGUGAAAGAAAUUUCUGGGACAAAUCGAGUUUUCUGUAGUUUGGUCAAAUGUAGAAAUCAAAAUCACGCUGUCGAGUGUUAGUUUUCUUAUUACUAUAGAUAUCUAGUUUUUGAUUUCACUAUAUGUAUAUAUCUUUAUCUAUUGAACUGAGGUGCUUUUCUACUCAUGCUUUGUUUGUAGUUUAGUUUUGUAUCUCGCUUUGUGUGUCCGUGACUAGAUUUAGGCUAUGCUUACACAAGAACGAUGUAGUAUAAAACUGUCAAAAAGAUAGACAACUAGACAACUAAAUUUGUUGCAUUACGUGUGCAAAGCCAGUAGAUGGCGAUGUUACCUUGUAAAGAAACAUCUCACAUGCGCACAUACAUAUUCUGCUAGAGCGAUGAAUACAAACAAUUAAGAUUGCGUCAAAGCAUCAAGCAGAAUUAUUAGAUGGACGAUGAGGUCGGUUUAUUACAACAAGUGACCCUGGACUAUAAAGCGUCAACAUUUUGUAAGGUCUGUUUGAGAAGCGUUGAUAAAAUCAGCACAAACAGUCCUGUAGCCAACUUUGUUUUGGUAUUACUGGCGUAAACUGAAUUAACAGCGUUUAAGUAUUUUGUUAAGGUGUCAUUAACAAAAACCAAGACUCGUUGUCAUUAAAUCGAACACCCAAUGUGCAUAAAAGCUUUUUCAUUUACUGUUGUAAUCGUUGUUGUGUAAACAGCCCCUUUGUGAUAAUUUAAUAAUAAAUAAUUGUAGGCGUCUUUUACAGUAGUAUGCAAUCUUUUUGAAUGUAGCUAGUUACUGAGUACAGUUUGCAUUGUUAUUUGUAAGACUUUUCAUAUUACUGUAAACCAGUGAAUAUUUGUUUAAAGGCAGGGUCUUAUAUCUUGUAACCAAAUAUAAGUUGUCCUGGCCAUGUGUUAAGGUAAUAAAUAGGUUUAGCUUCGAAGUAGCUCGUAAUGUGUAAUUGUCUCUAAAAUCCCCAGCAAUCAGCGUCCAGGACAAUGCUAUAGGUUCAAAUUUGGUUACAAACAUGAUUCGUGCAAAUUGCAUAUGCAUCUAAAUUACAGAUUUAUUUGCUGUUGAAUUGUGCUAAAUGAGACAUUCCAUAUCAAAACAAUAAUUGUUUAGAAACCAUAUACCAUUAUUAUUUUAAUGUAUCAAUGUUUGAUGGAGAAUUUAGCUAUUUUAUUACAGACUUUUCAGGUUUUUAAUGGUUCUGUUUUAAAGGAUAAAAACUUAAUCAAUAGGACAGAAAAUUCAACAUCGUCUUAAAUGGUGUCACACUUUGCUUACAGUGUCACUCUUCACCCGACUGUUUACAUAACAACAUGUACUGUAUCGACUCAUGGUUAUUCACACCCAAGUGCUUUUUCACAAAUCACAACAGUUAAAAUAAUCAUAAUGUUUAAAAUUCCCAAAUUGUGUUUUCAGAGUCUUUUAUACAAAUGUGGAGCAGGAGUGCAACCUAAAUUUGAGCUAAUGAUCCUCAUAACUUUGCAAUUGUGAAAUUUUCGCCUCAGGUAUUACGGUGUGUAGAACAGACAGCAAAUGCCCCAGUAAAAGAUGAUUGCUUCAAACACCCUUUACUCUGCUGUGAUUGUUUGUGUAGGAGUAGAUUAAGAUACAUUUAAGCAUACAGUAACUGGCAUAUUGUUAACACAACAUUAGAGGUCUACAAUGUGUAUUAGAUUUAUUAACUAUUUAUUUAGUAUGUGUAAUGUGUGCUAAUAUUAAUAAAAAUACUUUUUCAAAUUAAA